This is a messenger RNA of Myotis brandtii (Brandt's bat), 2683 nucleotides long. It is a transcript of the gene DDX21, whose product is annotated as DEAD (Asp-Glu-Ala-Asp) box helicase 21. The transcript has 15 exons. NCBI's taxonomy places the organism in Eukaryota, Metazoa, Chordata, Mammalia, Chiroptera, Vespertilionidae. The record is from RefSeq and is a predicted model, not a curated record. The coding region runs from base 115 to 2562 and encodes 815 amino acids. Gene Ontology annotation, molecular function: helicase activity; RNA binding; ATP binding.
AAACCGCUUUGCUACAGGAAGUGACGAAAGCUGGGUGGACCAACCGGGCAAGGCUGUCUCUUCCUCUCCACGCGGUGGACGAGCUCGGCAGGCCUGCACCGCUCGUGCUGAAGGAUGCCGGGGAAACUCCUUAGUGACGCAGACUUGGAAUCAGACGCGGCCAUGGGAAAAGUGGAGACACCGCGGAAACAAAAUGAGAAGAAAAAUAAAAAAGAGAAGCCAAAAUCUAAUAAGACUGAAGAGGCAGCAGAAGAAAAGGAAGAAGCCAUUUCCCCCAAAGCUAGAAAAGUUAAAAAGAAAGCAGAGCCUUCUGAGGUCGACAUGAAUUCUCCUAAAUCCAAAAAGGCAAAAAAGAACGAGGAGCCAUCUCAAGAUGAAGUUAAACCCAAAAAGGCAAAAAAGAACGAGGAGCCAUCUCAAGAUGAAGUUAAAUCCAAAAAGGCAAAAAAGAACGAGGAGCCAUCUCAAGAUGAUGUGAUUUCUCCUAAAAUCAAAAGUGUAAAAAAAACAAAGGAGUCCGUGGAAAAGAAAGUUUCCUCUAAAACCAAAAAAGUAAAAAAAAGUGAGGAGCCUUCUGAAGAAGAAGUGGAUGCUCCUAAACCCAAGAAGAUAAAGAAAGAAAAGGAAAUGAAUGGAGAAAUUGGGGAGAAAAGCCCCAAACUAAAGAAUGGAUUCUCUCAUUCUGGACUUGACUCUAACUCCAGUGAAGCUGCCAGUGAAGAAAGUAACAGUGAGUUGGAGCAGGAAAUACCUGUGGAACAAAAAGAAGGCGCUUUCUCUAAUUUCCCCAUAUCUGAAGAAACUAUUAAACUUCUCAAAGCCCGUGGGGUGACCUUCCUGUUUCCUAUACAAGCGAAGACAUUUCACCAUGUGUAUAGUGGAAAAGACUUAAUUGCACAGGCGCGGACAGGAACUGGGAAGACUUUCUCCUUUGCCAUCCCUUUGAUUGAGAAGCUGCUGGCGGAACUGCAUGACCGGAAGAGAGGCCGUGCCCCUCAGGUACUGGUUCUUACACCCACAAGGGAAUUGGCAAAUCAAGUAAGCAGAGACUUCAGUGACAUCACAAAAAAGUUGUCAGUGGCUUGUUUUUAUGGUGGAACUCCCUAUGGAGGUCAAAUUGAACGUAUGCGGAAUGGGAUUGACAUCCUGGUUGGGACGCCAGGUCGAAUCAAAGACCACCUGCAGAAUGGCAAGCUAGAGCUCACCAAGCUUAAGCAUGUUGUCCUGGAUGAAGUGGACCAGAUGCUGGAUAUGGGGUUUGCUGACCAAGUGGAAGAGAUUUUAAGUGUGGCAUACAAGAAAGAUUCAGAAGACAAUCCCCAGACACUGCUUUUUUCUGCAACUUGCCCUCAUUGGGUAUAUAAUGUUGCUAAGAAAUACAUGAAGCCUACAUAUGAACAGGUGGACCUGAUUGGUAAAAGGACUCAGAAAGCAGCAAUAACUGUGGAGCAUCUGGCUAUCAAGUGCCACUGGACUCAAAGAGCAGCAGUUAUUGGGGAUGUGAUCCGAGUGUACAGUGGAUUUCACGGGCGCACUAUCAUCUUCUGUGAAACCAAGAAAGAAGCCCAGGAGUUGUCUCAGAAUACGUCCAUGAAGCAGGAUGCCCAGUCAUUACACGGAGACAUCCCACAGAAGCAAAGGGAAAUCACCCUGAAAGGUUUUAGAAAUGGUGAUUUUGGAGUUAUGGUUGCAACCAAUGUUGCUGCACGUGGAUUAGACAUCCCUGAGGUUGAUCUGGUUAUACAAUGUUCUCCACCAAAGGAUGUGGAAUCCUACAUUCAUCGAUCUGGGCGAACAGGUAGAGCUGGAAGGACUGGGAUUUGCAUCUGCUUUUAUCAGCACAAGGAAGAAUAUCAGUUAGCGCAAGUGGAGCAAAAAGCGGGAAUUAAAUUUAAACGAAUAGGUGUUCCUUCUGCAACAGAAAUAAUAAAAGCUUCCAGCAAAGAUGCCAUCAGGUUUUUGGAUUCUGUUCCUCCCACUGCUAUUAGUCACUUUAAGCAGUCAGCCGAGAAACUGAUAGAGGAGAAGGGAGCCGUGGAAGCCCUGGCCGCAGCUCUGGCCCAUAUUUCAGGUGCCACAUCUGUAGACCAGCGCUCCUUGAUCAACUCAGAGGCGGGCUUUGUGACCAUGAUCUUGAAGUGCUCAAUUGAAAUGCCAAACAUUAGUUAUGCUUGGAAAGAACUUAAAGAGCAACUGGGUGAGGAUAUUGAUUCCAAAGUGAAGGGAAUGGUCUUUCUCAAGGGAAAGGAGGGUGUUUGCUUUGAUGUCCGUACUGAAGCAGUCACAGGAAUACAGGAAAAAUGGCAUGAUUCCCGGCGCUGGCAACUCUCUGUGGCCACGGAGCAACCGGAGCUGGAAGGACCGCGGGAAGGAUUCCGAAGCUUCAGGGGACAGCGGGAAGGCAAUCGAGGCUUUAGGGGACAGCGGGAUGGAAGCAGAAACUUCAGGGGACAGCGGGACGGAAAUAGAAACUUCAGGGGACAGCGAUCAGGCGGUGGCAACAGAAAUAACAGAUUCCAGAACAAAGGCCAGAAACGGAGUUUCAGUAAAGCAUUUGGUUAGUAAUUGAAGUAGACGAUUUAUAUGGCAAAACAGAACUAUGUUUGGCAACAUGGAACUGAACUUUUUUUUCCCAUGCAAAGUUAAAAGCACAUUGUGUUUCCUUCCUGACCACUUGCCCUGG